Messenger RNA from Vicugna pacos (alpaca), 960 nucleotides. Lineage: Eukaryota; Metazoa; Chordata; Mammalia; Artiodactyla; Camelidae. The record is from RefSeq and is a predicted model, not a curated record.
CGCAGGCUGCAAGCUCAGCAAGUCUUGCGGCAAAGACACUCGGGCCGAGUUGCGGCCGGGACGCAGCGGACUCCGGGCUGGGAGCACGGUCCGCCCCUCGGCCGUCGCCUGCAGCCCGCCGCCCCUCACUUUGGGGGCCUGGGUCUCUCCUGGCUGGCUGCCCCGCGUCCUCCUGCAGCCAUGAGGAGCAUCUUCAAGAGGAACCAGGAGCCUGCGGUGGCUCCUGCCACCACCGCCGCGCCUGUCGGGCCCGCAGACAACACCACGGAGAGCGGGGGUGCUGGGAAGACCAAGGACGUGUUUGCCAAGAUGGGGGAGCAGUUCUUCAAUGACAUGAAGCUGAUCCCCUUGCCGCCCUGGGCGCUCAUCGCCGUUGUGGUGCUCGUCGGCCUCCUGCUCCUCACCUGCUGCUUCUGCAUCUGCAAGAAGUGUUGCUGCAAGAAGAGGAAGAACAAGAAGGAGAAGGGCAAGGGCGCCAAGAGCGCCAUGAGCAUGAAGGACAUGCGAGGGGGCCAGGUAGGGAGCCCGUCCCCUCGCCCGCAGGUCCCUCCCCUCAGCUCGCAGCGGCCCCGCUUUCCCCAGGGUUCUUUGGGAGACAGUUCCUGCCCGAGGAACCGGCAUGGAGGGUGGAAGGAGGGGCCUGUUUCGAGUCGUCAGCCUUGGAGCGGUGGCCUCCAGUGCGCGCAUGGCCCCCCCAGGACCGAUGACGACGCUGAGACGGGCCUGACGGAGGGGGAGGGUGAGGGGGAGGAGGAGAAGGAGCCAGAGAACCUGGGGAAGCUGCAGUUCUCCCUGGACUACGACUUCCAGGCCAACCAGGUGUGUGGGGCCGGAGUGGGGGGCUGGGUCUGCAGGGAGGGGCCCGGCAGGCUGCCCACCGCCCUGGCCACAGAAGUGCCUUCCCAGCUUCGGUUUCUCCAAGCGUCCCUCCGGCACCGUGCGCCCCCACCCCUGGGCUGA